AUUUGUAUAGAAUGUAUUUGUUUUAUUAACUUCAUGCAGUAUUUACUAUGCCCUGUAAAAUAUCUGGCACAUGCGGUGUAUGCAAUCUCAAAGAUGCAAUUUACAGAUGUCCUAAAUGUGUAUUAGUUUACUGUUCACUAGUUUGCUACAAAGGACAUAAAGAUUCUUGUUCAUCGAAAAAUAUAAAUGAAGUUUUUAAUUCGACUGUACAACUAGUUGAUAAAAAGAUUGAAACUGAGAUGUCUGAAGAUUUACUGCGACCUGAAGUUUUACAAAAUUUAGAGACUUCAGAACAUUUAAAAAAUAUGCUUACAAACAAACAUUUAAAAAGUAUACUUAUGGAAAUUGAUGCUUCAAAAACACCAGAAAAACAUCUUGAGAAUGCAAUGCAAAUUCCCAUUUUUACAGAGUUUGUUGAUCGGUGCUUAUCUAUUGUAGAACCUCCAGACAUUGUUAAAAUAAAUUAACUUACAAAUGUAAAAUAAUUAACUGAGGAUAAACAUGUUUUUUGAGUA
This is a messenger RNA of Hydra vulgaris (swiftwater hydra), 515 nucleotides long. RefSeq names its product zinc finger HIT domain-containing protein 3. Gene Ontology annotation, biological process: maturation of LSU-rRNA from tricistronic rRNA transcript (SSU-rRNA, 5.8S rRNA, LSU-rRNA); box C/D snoRNP assembly; snoRNA localization. NCBI's taxonomy places the organism in Eukaryota, Metazoa, Cnidaria, Hydrozoa, Anthoathecata, Hydridae. Gene Ontology annotation, cellular component: nucleus; pre-snoRNP complex. The record is from RefSeq and is a predicted model, not a curated record. Gene Ontology annotation, molecular function: protein binding.